Messenger RNA from Notodromas monacha, 1036 nucleotides. The record is from the annotation of a GenBank genome assembly. NCBI's taxonomy places the organism in Eukaryota, Metazoa, Arthropoda, Ostracoda, Podocopida, Cyprididae.
AUGGCGCGUGAGCACGCCGUCGAUCGCGAGCAGAAUAAUUUGCAAUGCGACUGCCGCUUGGACUGGAUAUACGAAGCGUAUAACACGACGGCGAGCCACUUUUUCCGGGAGAAUUUAGAGCAGUUGAAGUGCUACGUAGCUGUGGAAUACCUGGAAGAUCUCUUGCCCCACGUCGCCCUCGAAGACCCUGCUCAGGCCGCUGAUCCGAGAAGCGACCACACCGACAGAUAUGAUGACAUAUGGGUCUACCGCACGACGACUUUCUCUCUGGGAGCUCACGUGCGCUUGUUGGAUCUGGACAAGGCGAACCUGCCGUGUCCCACGACACACACAACGGGUUUCGAGACGGAGACCAUGGGGAAGUCGUCAACGAGUUCGCAAGGAGCGAAGGUGUCGAGCCCGGCGCCGGUUGCGGUGUCGCAGACCAACCACCCGAAACCGAAAUCGAACGCUGCCAAUUCCGCCGCCUGCCAAUUCUUCGCCAUAUGGCUCGCGAUGACGCUGGUCGCUGCAACCCGAGCACUUUGACGUGCGGAACUGGGACUAAGAACACCGGUGAUCUGCUGCUCUCAAAAGAAUCCCUGUUAUUAGCGUUGCGCGAAUGCUUGAUCCGGGCGGAGACGUGUGUGAGGACGGUGUGCUUUUGCGCGAAAUUGUGUCAACUGAAAGCUUCUUUUCUUCACAUAACGUACAUAGACGUAUAUAGCUGUAGAUCUAAGUUUUUUUUGUUGUCAAAUCACGGAUAUUAUUGCACGAUUUCAGGAAGAAUGCGAAUCUCGCGAAUUAAGGUCCUUUCCAAGCUGCAAACGCGUUAAUUGCUCAAACUUGUCGUCUUUUAUUCGUGUCUCCUUGAACUGACAAUAGCAUUUAUACGCGACCGGAAUUCUGCACGAAGGCAGGCAUGAUUUUUUGCUACUUGUUUUCUCAAGCUUUCCAUGAUGAGUUUGCAUUCCUGUGUUGAAAGCUUGGCGCUCUUUGAGUGAACUAUUCUAAUUUCUGUUCUAAGAAAAAUAAACUUGGCUUUUUUACUCAAACA